This is a messenger RNA of Scaptodrosophila lebanonensis, 8372 nucleotides long. Its product is annotated as small subunit processome component 20 homolog. The record is from RefSeq and is a predicted model, not a curated record. The transcript has 6 exons. NCBI's taxonomy places the organism in Eukaryota, Metazoa, Arthropoda, Insecta, Diptera, Drosophilidae. Gene Ontology annotation, cellular component: nucleolus; small-subunit processome; 90S preribosome. Bases 78 to 8372 code for a protein of 2764 amino acids.
UAUAAAUUCUGCAUUUAAGGCUGCAGAGCAAUUUAAAAUAAAGCCAGGAAAAGGAAAGCAAUUAGCGCAUCAGAAAAAUGGCGAACUUAUCGGAAAAGUCAAAAAUCACGAACACAUUUCGGUUUAAAUCAUUUUCUGAUCGUGUCAAUGAAAUCGAUUUGAGGCGUUUGGCGCUCUAUCACAUUGGUCACAAAUACGAGGAGCUUGACGAGGCAGACAACCAGACUUACUUCUAUCAAACCUUACAAAAAUGGACGGUGUUGAACUUAACAGAAGAAUACAACUAUUUCAGCAAGCGAUGCCGGAAAAUAGUCACAUUGCCACAGCUGCUACAUCAAAAGGACUUUGUUGUCGAUCUAUUGCUGGAACGUCUGGCCACGGCGACGAAUCUCUCCCAGCAACCAUUGCUGGAGCUGCUCUAUGUUCUCGCACGUGAUCUGCGUGAGGAAUUUUACCCUUAUUUUCAACGCGUGCUCGAUCGCCUGAUUUGUCUACUAAACACACAGGACGCCGAGCAGCUAGAAUGGACGCUCAUAUGUCUGGCCCAUCUGUUUAAAACGCUGAAGCCGUUUCUAAAACGUAACAUUGGCGUUGUGUUUAAUGCUAUUCUUCCGCUGCUGGAUGAGCAGCAUUACGCCGAACAUGUUACCAAUUUUGCUGUAGAAUGUUUUGCAUAUAUAGCGCGAGAUGUACGCGACUUUCCGCGCUUUCUUACCUACGUAUUGAAAACGGUGUUGCGCGAACAAGUUGAAAGCGUUCAUGGCUGUGGGCGAUUGCUCUUUGAAAUUCUACGCGGCGUUAACGGUCAAUUACACACCUGUGCGGCCGAUUUGCUUGCACAUGUGCUGGAUGUGCUAGUGAAUGUAGAUGGCAAGCACACGCCCGUACAGGCAACUUUGCUCACGGACAUUUUAGAACAUAGCUUGGGUUUGUUGCUCAACUUUUUGCUCCCGGAUCAGAGCCCCGUACUGUGGCAGCAAAUGUGCAAGGCAGUGGCCAAACCAGACAUAGAUGUGGAGGCCACAGCGCACUUGUUGCACAUAAUGCAGCCACUGAUAACCCAUAAGAAUGGACGGUAUGUGGCGGAACUGGGAUUGCUGGUGCCCACAGUUUUGGAACUGAUCGAACGACAUAGGGCGCACGUGCUGAUUUUGCAGAAAGUGAGCCUAUUGGUCAGCGGAUUAUUGCAGGCACGCCAUGCUCAGCUAAGCCAACUAGAUGCGAAUCGUUUGCUACAGAAAUUCCUGAAUGUGAGCAAGCCUCUUCGUUCGGUGUAUGAGGAGUUUGUGCUACAAAUGCUGGACUACCAACAAUUCGAGCUGCUGUUACUGGACCAUGUUAUAGCCUAUUAUGAGCAACAUCUGGAUAACGUUGGUUUAGAGCUGCUGGCGCGCAUAGUGCAGCACAAGCGACCGCUUUAUUUGGAUAACAUCACACUGGGCAGUUGGCAGGCGUAUCCCCUGCAACUUAAGCAAGCAAAGACCAUUGACUUCGUGUUGCAACAAUUGCAGAAAAUUGAUUUGUCCAAUGAGGAUCACCUUCUGCUGCUAAUGGUUGUACCCCACAUGCGUGGUUUCGAUAAAGGUCCACUGGAGAGCAGCUUGCAAACGGCAGUGGAGGCGCAAAUAGCUGCCACGAGCAUAGACUUUAAGCUAUUGCUUUUACUGCUACAAACACACGCAGUACUAAAAUUCAAACUGCCCAAAGAAUUUCGGUAUAAGUUGCAGCAAUCGCUUCUCCCUUCUUUGAAGAAUAACAUUCAAGCAUUAGCUUGCUUACAGCUGUUGCUAAUAGAAACGUCGAAACAGGAGCGAAUGAAUCAGUCCACUGACAUAACGACUGCUGUCGCCAUGCUGCUGGGUAAACCCCAAGCCGAGUUUCGACGCAUAGCCGCACACUGCCUAGAAUUGAUGGGACGUAAACUUAAUCCAUAUUCGUACUUCUAUGCGGCAUGCUGUAUCACGCCCACUGUACAGAAUUAUCGUGACCUUCUGCUACAAUUACAGCAUUUGGAACCGACAUCCGCCCAGUUCAAGCAGUACUCAGAGUUGCCAAAUUACAAGGAACACGUAGUUAGCCUCCUUCUUGGAUUGCUAUAUAAUAAUUUUAAAUUUGUGUGGGAGCCGGUCCAACAGCUUCUGUCGGCUUAUACUAAGGUAAUGACAACGGAUGAAUUCUGGACAUUAUACAAAUCCAAACUACUCGAAGCAGUGGAAAGUAUUCAUUAUGGAACAGCAAAGAAAGCACAGGAAGAACAGCUAGAGAAGGUCUAUAAAUCGCAGGCUCUGAAUUCUCUUCUGCCUGUGGAGGAGGCACAUCAGCCUUUGAAACAGCAAGAGUUAUUAAACUAUCGCCAACUUCUGUGGCAAUGUAUACCCAAAUUAGGCAGUCUGGCGGAGUUAAAGAACGCAGAUCUCGUGCGUUUGUUCCUGCAAUUUGUCGAGCAAGAAUAUCGCCCACAGUUGGAGCGCACCGAGCACACUUGGAACGUCAAUGAAUCUGAAGAUGUUGACGUCGACGAUGAGGAUGAUCAGGCACAGGAAGCAGUAGAAGGCGAUCAACAGCAGGAGCAAAGCUCUAAAAGCAACGCGGCAAUACGACGCAAACGAAAAGCUCAAAAUGCCUACAUCAAAUUUGUGUUGCAGACAUUACAACUAAAGUUAAUGUGCUUUGUCAAACAGCCCAAUCCCAAGGCGUUGCAUCGUCAAACCGAGAUGCAUGAGUUUUAUCUGGAGCUGCUGGCCAGUCCCAAUGCCCAGCUGCAGAAGCUGGCAUUAGAUUGUCUAGUUGCUUAUAAACAGCCAUCAGCGAUAGUGCAAUACAAGGAACAACUUGGAUCUCUUAUAGAUGAGACCAAAUUCAAGGUGACACUAAGCAGCUUUGAAUUGGAAAGUGUGGCGGCACAACAACGUGAUGAAUUAAUGCCUUACAUGCUACGCGUACUAUAUGGAAAGAUGUUGGCCAAGGGCGUGCAGCGCCAGAUGAAUGCCCAGCAACGCAAGACGCUUAUACUUCGUUUCCUUGGCCAGCUGGAAGAGUCUGAAAUUAUCUCAUUUCUGAAAAUGGCUUUCGAACGCUUCACACACUACACGGACCUGCCUGUCGAUCAGCUGCUGCCAUAUGUGCGAUCGCAGUACACGCCCACGGCUGUCAUUUCCGCUCGCCAACUGCAACGCGUUGUCAAUCUUUUGGAGCUUAUACGCAAGGAAUUCGCGGGACGUUUAAGCGAAAACUUCCAUGUCUAUGUGCUAAAACUUCUGUUGCUAGUGGCUGGCGUGUGCCAACAAGUGCAAGGAGCUACCGACGCCGGCAAGUUAACAACAGCCUACAAAAAUGUGAAGCAUGUGGCGUUGCAAACGCUUUUCAACUAUUUCUCACAGCUGCUGGACAUGGAGCAGCUGUGGACGUCAGAGCGUAUGCAGGCCAUUUGCGAGGUGUAUGUGUGGCCAGGUUUGACACGGUUACCUCAAGAUUCUAUACACACACCCACGCCAUUGCUUAAGCUUCUGCUCCUAUGGGGAGGCGAACCACGCUACCAGGUGUGGCUGCAGGAGCGCCCAACACCUGAGACGCCAACCAUUAUGCACCAUCUGAUGUCCUUGCUACUUAACGAUAAGGCCAAGCCGGCCGUGCGUCGUCCACUGAUGCAACUGGUGGAGCAGCUGUUGGAAUGCGCCGCCACAGAAGAGUACGGGCCGCAGGCAUUGGGCAUCUUGCAACCACAUAUUCCGGACAUAUUGCAGAGGCUGCAGAGCAAUUGGAGCCAGCAACGUGCCGGAAAACAGUCAUUGGAUAAACGUGAGCUCAACGUUCUAGCACUGCUCACGACGCACGUCCACGAGCCGUCCACCUGUGAUCUGCUGCUUCAGCUACUCCUGCCUAUUUUCACCAAACAGGCGGCUAUUGCAACUACCAACCCCGAAGUGGUUACACAACUUAUUACUACACUCGCCAAUCUGUUAAAACGUGUCGCAUCGCCGCAAAACUACAUGCGUCAGCUUGCGCCGCUAUUCGAGCUGGUCCACGUGUUACCUGCUCGCAAGCUGCUCUGCGAGGUGCUUGCCGAUGUGGCCAAACGCUUUCACAAGGCUGCGAAAAUGGAUGCCGCAGUUACGCCGCAUGCAGAGGCUGUGCGCGAAAACGCAAGGAUUAUACUGCUGCUAAAUGCCUGGGACAAGCGUUGGCUAGAACAGCCCGACUACGAUAGAAGAUUGCAAGCGCUCAGCGAACUCAAACAGAUGGUGGCAACCGAUACGAAUACAUUCGAUUUAGAGCUGGGAGUAUUGAUCAUUUACAAUUGCUUCUACAUGCUGCGGCACGAUUCGGACCUAGGCCUGCGCGUUAAUAUAGGUGAGCUGCUGAAGCUGCUCCUGCCACAUCUUAUACAGCAGCAAGGAGAUAGCAAGGAGCAGUUAAACUUUCUCUUGGAUGUGGUGCUCUUUCCGCUGCUACAACGCUGCAUACGCGAUGAGCGUCACGAAAAUGCUCGCAGCGAAGCUAUCGGGCUGCUUGGCGAAUUGGCACGUCAGUGUGGUACGGCCCACGAGAUUUUGCGGGAUCUGGCCCCAUUGGCUGAUAAACAAGAUCCUGAGGUGGAUUUUUUCGAAAAUAUGUUACAUUUGCAAACACAACGUCAUGGACGGGCACUGCAACGUGUCUGCAAUAUUUCGGGAGGAAUCUGGCGAAAGGGUCCACCCUGUGCCCGGACUUUAACGCAGUUCCUGCUACCGCUGACAACACGCUACCUUCUGACCGAUAAGCACACGGGAAAGCAUACACUUGUCGAUGCGGCAAUCGAAACAGUUGGCGUGAUUUGCGAGCUGCUACCUUGGCAGCACUACCACAUUGUGCUCCGGCACUAUCUCCAGAAACUGCGACACGCCCAGGAGCACCAGAAACAAUGUGUACGCAUUGUGGUGCGGGUUCUAGACGCGUUUCACUUUGAUCUGACUCAGAUACCAACUGAAGCGAUUGCUCUUGGUCAGCUUAAACCAUCCUUGCCGCAACCAGGAGCAAAGCAUGAAAAGGAUCCGGAAGGGACAGAAGAGAAAGCCAAAGUGGAACAACCUUCCACUAACGACGAUAUACCCGCAAAAGAAGAGGAGGCAAUAGAUGAGGGAAACGAUAUUGAUUUUGAAGCGGAGGGUGAAGAGGCGGUCCAUGACGAGCCGCCAAUUCAGCAACAACAAAAAAUGACACCCAAUGCAGCCAGGCGAGUGAUGUGCACAAUCACCAGCGUCCUCCUCCCCACUCUUAACCAUGCCAUUACCGAGAAGACGAACUAUGACAGCAAACACAAAGUUAAUCGUCGACGGCUGAGCCACGAGCGCGAGGAAGAGGAAAUACAGCGUGUACCCAUUGCCCUGGCCAUGGUCAAAUUGCUUCAAAAACUGCCCAAGGAGCUGCUGGAAAAUUCUUUGCCAGGUAUUUUCAUGAAGGUGUGCACUUUCCUGCGGUCACCACUGAAAUCCGUGCGGAUGCUCACACGCGACAUACUAAAAAAGAUGAUGGUUACACUGGGCGGAAAUUAUCUAUCACAGCUAAUUGAACAGUUGCAGUCGCUACUCACACGUGGCUUUCAGGUCCAUGUAUUGUCGGUGACAUUGCACGGCGUGCUCGAUGCAUUGCGAGAUCAAUUGGAGCCGGCGCAUAUAGAAAACUGCCUACAGAAUCUGUUAGAGAUAGCACUCAACGAUAUCUUUGGGGAUGUAAGUGCCGAAAAGGAAGUGGACAAGAUUGUGGCGCACACGCCCGAAGCCAAACCGAGCGCCAAAAGCUUUCUAACGCUACUAAUUGUGGCGCGCCACAUACGGGAUAAUUGCCUGUUAGAUCUGUUGCUGCCAUUCAAGGAGCAUUUGGCGCGCACCCAUUCCCGCAAGGUGACGCAGAAGAUUCAGGAUUGCUUUGCCAAAAUUGUAGCCGGGCUUGUGGAGAACGUGCACAUUGCUCGCGAGAGUCUGCUGAUUUUCAUUUACGGCACAGUAUCGGAGAGCAUAACAGAUCUGUUGCCGAACACACAGAGGCGUGUUCUCAGUGAAAAGGAGCAGGCGCUAAUGAAGCGCGCCCGACCUGACUGUCUAAUAUUGCCGCCCACGCCAGGCAGGCGGUCCGUAGCUGGCAACAAACAAGUCAAGUCUAAUGCUAGAGCUAAUGCGCACAUACUGAUAGAAUUCGGUUUGGAACUUUUACAUUUUGUGCUCAAGCGCAAGAAGCUAGCAGACCUCGACUAUCAGCCAUUUCUACAGCCAUUGCUACCGCUGCUGCGUGACGCGCUAGGAAGCACUCAUGCCAGGACCACGACUUACGCCCUAAAGUGCUACACGGCUUUGUGGUUGGGAGAGUAUGAUAUACCCGUCCUAAAUGCAGACACGGAGCAGCUGAAACCAGUGGUGGCGCGCAUGUUCCAGAUAUUGAAAAACUUCUCCACCUUUGGCGCCACACGCCAAGAAGAGAAUGCCCAACUAGUGCGGUCCAGCUUCAAGGCAGUGGUCGCUGUGCUCCGCAAAUGCAAUGGAUACAAUCCGAGCGAGGAGCAGAUCGAACAAUUGCUACUUCAUAUCGAGCAGGAACUGCAGGAGGAAUGCAGUAGCCAGACUAUGUGCUUCACCCUUCUGCGUGCGUUGGUGGGUCGUAAAGUCGACUCGCGUUCUCUACAUGAUCUGAUGAAGCACUUGGGCAAUCUUUCCAUUAUCUCUCAAUCCGAACAUGUGCGCGAGGAGUCCCGCGACAUUCUCAUUUCCUACAUUAUGGAGUAUACAUUGCACAAGCGCGUUGAACAGUACGUUAAGUUUAUGUCUGUUCAAUUGUGCUAUUCUCAGCCCUUUGGCCGCCAAUCGGCCAUCAAGUUCAUCCAUGCCAUCAUCAACCGAUUUCCACAGAAGGUGCUUUUCAGACAGUCAGAGUUCCUUUAUUUGUCCAUGGGUACUCGUCUUGUCAAUGAUGAGGAUGCGAGCUGUCGUCGCUCAAUUGCCGCCGCUUUAGAGGCGCUUCUCAGUCGCCUCAACAAGGUGGAGCGCCAACCUCUGCUCGACCUGACAAUGCUAUUUUUUACAUCGCCACAAUCGCGCCAAAAACCUGGAGUGCGUGAGAUGGCGGCCGCACUCCUGUCCCGCUUUGUGCAGGCGGAACGCACAGGAUUUGCCGAACGACUGCCAGAUGUUCUACCCACGCUGGUAGGCGUGAUGACUGUGGGCGACUCUGAUGCGGUAGGCAGAUUUGUGCGCGCCCCAGGACAUGAGCAGCUGGAGUUGGAGGAUACGCCUUUGAAACCGAAGCGAAAGCGAAGCAAGAAACUAUUGAAGCCAUGGGAUAGUAUGCUAGGUGAGGAUCUACUGACGGGCGGCCUAGAUGUGGAUGCGCAUGUGGAGCAGCAGCAGCGCAGCGAAGAUCAUCAGCUCAUACAAUUGCAGUACUGUUUACUCAAGAUCUUUGAGCAUUGUGGCGAGGCAUUGUUAAAGGAGGAGCAGUUGGCGCAUACUGUGGAUGAGCUCGCCUAUAGCUGUCAGCGGCUAUUGGGGCACGAGCAUAAUUGGGUGCGUUGUAAUGCAGCCAAGCUGCUGACGCACAUCCUGGCCUACUAUGAUUAUGCCUAUGUGGGACAAAGUCUAGUCGGAGUGAAAAAAGAGCAGGAAGAAUCCAAAGCUUUAGAGUUUAUUUAUGCCCGGCCCGCGCAAGACAUUAAGUCAUUGGUUCUGGAUCUGUGCGCACAGGUCAGACCGGGGGACACCGCGCAGGAAAUUAUUGAUGAGCUUGUCAAAAUUUUCCUUUACAUUGGACAUAUGCUCAGGGAUGUGCCGUUUAGCGUCAAGCAGGAGCCAGAUUCUACGCAAUUCGAGGAUCAACCGGCUGCCGCAAAAAUCAAUCUAAAUUGGUUGGUGCGUAACAUACGAUUUAUGAUCAACAAGGAAAUGGCCAAGGCACCACAUGAUACCACCAUACGCACAGCUCUAUUCACUCUCAUAGAGGGUCUCAUCACUCUUCUGAGCACUGAAUCAGUCGCACGUUUAGCUCCAGCCCUACUCCAGACUUUGGUGCGUGAAAUGUCCGAGGAUGAUCAUAACAUCGAUGCAGAGCUGCGACAGAAAGCGUUGCAUGUGGGCAGCCGUCUCCGCAAGCGCAUUGGCGCCGAAGUCUACGAUAAAUUGCGCAAUGCAGUCCAAACGAAGCUAAUGGUGCGUCGUGCCGAGCGUCGCAAGGCUGUGGCCCAGGAGAAGAUACAAGACCCGCUACGUGCUGCCAAACGUAAGGCUGGCGCCCAGGAGCGCAAGAAGACUGCGAAACGCUUAAAGACGGCAGUUAUGCGCGGUAAAGUAGCAGAUACUAAAAAUAAGUUCAAGAAACGCAAACGAAAAGCUGAAAUGGAAGUGUUUUAA